Didymosphaeria variabile is the source of this 1395-nucleotide messenger RNA. RefSeq lists its product as uncharacterized. Gene Ontology annotation, biological process: cell division. Gene Ontology annotation, cellular component: plasma membrane. Lineage: Eukaryota; Fungi; Ascomycota; Dothideomycetes; Pleosporales; Didymosphaeriaceae. The record is from RefSeq and is a predicted model, not a curated record. The transcript has 2 exons. The coding region runs from base 1 to 1395 and encodes 464 amino acids.
AUGUACACGGUCAGAACGAAGCGCCUGAGGAAGACUUCUACCUCCACCUCAAUCUGCCCCCCGAGCUCGACCUCCCCUCUGCCCGCUACCACGCAAAUCUACCACCAGCCGCCGCGCAGCUACCUCAUCCCGCGCUGGGAUCUUGGUCCUGACAGUGGCGCCUUCACGCGCAUCGAGUUUCCGCCGUUAGGGAACGGCCCUAAUACAGUCACGCAGGAGGACAUCGACACAUUUGAGACCAUCCUCGCACAAUGUACUGCCUUCCUCGAGCGAGCGCAGGCCCCGCAAGGUGAUUCGAAGGGCUCCGCCAAGGCAUACAACCCGGCAGAUUAUGCGCCCGGCGAGGGUUACGUUGGGUCAAGCAAACACGGUGAGAUCGUGCUCGUCGACGAAGAGAACGGUAGCGUGGUCGGCGAGCUGGCCGAUGGCGCCCAGAUCAUCGAAGACCCGAGGCUAAAGGCAGGAUCGAAGACAGACCCCGUGGAGAUUGUCAUCUCUCCCGAUGGCAAGAAGAUCAAGGUCCAACCUGUGUCGGAGGACUACCUCGGCAUGGCCCGCCUGCCCGCCUAUAAGAACUCCAGUCUCGUGCAGAACUCGGCCGCCGCUUCUCGACUCAUCGUCACAGGCUCAACAUACAUCAGCAAUGCCAUGAUCUCGGGUGCUGAGUCCUUCAUGAACAAGACGAGGCCGAACGAGAAACCCAUGGUCUUCAAGACGGGGACACACGAUCGCGUCCGCAAAAUUAACACCUUCACGACGAGCGUCGCAGGCAUCUCCUCGAAGACAGUCGGUUCCAUCUCAAAGCACGCGCAAAACUUCACGGCUGGCACACUGGGUAAGGGUCCGAGGUCGGUUAAGGCAGUGCUGCCUGAUGGCAGGCCGAACCCAGAUUACAAACCUGGUCUGCUCAACAAGUCCAUGAUAGCAUUCUCCACAGUUGCAGACGGCAUUGCCCACGGCGGAAAGACCCUACUGACACACAGUGGCGCCGCAGCCAGUGCAGCUAUCGGACACAAGUAUGGCGCAGAAGCCGGUGGCCUUGCAGGAGACCUAGCUGGCGGUGUCAAGAACGUGGGUCUCGUGUACAUUGAUGUCACUGGGGUCUCGCGCAGAGCUAUCAUCACGUCCGUAGCUAAGGGCAUGGUAGUUGGCAAGGUGCGAGACAAGAAGGGCGUUGAGCAAACGGUGCUCGUUGGAGGCGGCGACGGCGGUAUCAUCAACGAGGCAGACCUCGCAAAGGGCGUUGACAACACUGGCAUACCGCCUGGACAGAGUAGCGCUGGUCCUGCUUCUACUAUCGGUUACGGCAAUGCUGCACCGCCAAGCUACAAUGCUACCGGCGUAGGAGAGUCCCUUGAUGGACAGCCUGCCUACUAUCCCCGCGAGAAGCGAUGA